This is a messenger RNA of Erinaceus europaeus (western European hedgehog), 4065 nucleotides long. It is a transcript of the gene TIA1, whose product is annotated as TIA1 cytotoxic granule associated RNA binding protein. The transcript is spliced from 9 exons. Gene Ontology annotation, molecular function: RNA binding. Bases 692 to 1549 code for a protein of 285 amino acids. NCBI's taxonomy places the organism in Eukaryota, Metazoa, Chordata, Mammalia, Eulipotyphla, Erinaceidae. The record is from RefSeq and is a predicted model, not a curated record.
CUUAAACAUAAAAUGAAAUCUCUUGAAAGGGUAUUCACUAACCACCUGAAGUUUUUUUUUUGUUUGAUGUUGGUGGGAGGAGGGAGGGAGGAGGUCAUGUUUAUUUGUCUCUGGCAAUAUUUUUCCCCCUUCUUCCCAGUGUUGACCAAGUGUGGUUUGUCCACUCCUUUGGUGCUAUUUCAAGCUCUGUGACCUCCCUUGGUAGCAGCUGAUGCCUUAGAAAUACUUUUACCAACCAAAGGGCAAGACACCUUGUUUCCUUGAGGUCACGAUCUGUGCUUCAUACCCAGAUCUUCAGAUUGCUUGAGUUGAUCCUGAAAAUGUGUUUCCCAAAUGGCAACCCAAUAUGUUGCAUAAAGCCUGCCAAGUAGGGGUAACUUUUUCCAAAUAUACUUUAUCAAAGUUGCUGUAUAUGUUCAAGUUAAACUGUUGAAACAAAUAUUGUGUGUUUUAAAGUGUUUGCUUUUCUGAGUAAAAAAAGAAACUUCACAAAUGGGAUCAUUAUUUUUUUUUUUCCAAUGCAUUAUUAAUGGUUCUGAUAUAAAGUGAAGGGAUUACUGUUUUCAUUCUGUUGCCUUCAGUCUUAGUUCUUGCACAUGGAUUCACAUAAACUGAAUGGUGUAAUGUCUGGGCAACCAAAACUGUUGGCUUUUGAGAAAACUAUCAAAUACUUUAACAUCAAACUGUUGCAAUGCAAGAUCAUUUCCAUGUCUUUGUUGGUGAUCUCAGCCCAGAAAUUACAACUGAAGAUAUAAAAGCUGCUUUUGCACCAUUUGGAAGAAUAUCAGAUUCCCGAGUGGUAAAAGACAUGGCAACAGGAAAAUCUAAGGGAUAUGGCUUUGUCUCCUUUUUCAACAAAUGGGAUGCUGAAAAUGCCAUUCAACAGAUGGGUGGCCAGUGGCUUGGUGGAAGACAAAUCAGAACUAACUGGGCAACCCGAAAGCCUCCAGCUCCAAAGAGUACAUAUGAGUCAAACACCAAACAACUGUCAUACGAUGAGGUUGUAAACCAGUCUAGUCCAAACAACUGCACUGUGUACUGUGGAGGUGUCACUUCUGGACUAACAGAACAACUAAUGCGCCAGACUUUUUCACCAUUCGGACAAAUAAUGGAAAUUAGAGUCUUUCCAGAUAAAGGAUAUUCAUUUGUUCGGUUCAAUUCCCAUGAAAGUGCAGCACAUGCUAUUGUUUCUGUUAAUGGGACUACCAUUGAAGGUCAUAUGGUGAAAUGCUAUUGGGGCAAAGAAACUCUUGAUGUGAUAAAUCCAGUGCAACAGCAGAAUCAAAUUGGAUAUCCACAACCGUAUGGCCAGUGGGGCCAGUGGUAUGGAAAUGCACAACAAAUCGGCCAGUAUAUGCCUAAUGGUUGGCAAGUACCUGCAUAUGGAAUGUAUGGCCAGCCAUGGAACCAGCAGGGAUUUAAUCAGGCACAAUCUUCUGCACCAUGGAUGGGACCAAAUUAUGGAGUGCAGCCACCGCCAGGACAAAAUGGCAGCAUGUUGCCCAAUCAACCUACAGGGUAUCGAGUGGCAGGAUAUGAAACCCAGUGAAAAAAGCACUCCACAAUCUGAAGCCAGUGGCUUGAGGCUACCAGGAGUGUAGUAAAGCCGUUGUUUACUUAAAGGUUUGUCAAAUCAGUCAGUGCAAAUGUCAGAUACAGUGUAUUUAUUUAAAAUAUUCAUUUUUUAAUCAUGAAAUUACUUAUCCACAUUGUUUUAAAAAGAAACAAGAUGCUGGAUAUCUGCCAAUUUUUGCCUUCAUUACUUUUUUUGAUAAAGUUUCUCAGAUCCUUGUUUCAAAUACAAAUGCAGGGAUUGCUGCCACUUUUUUAAAAUUAAGAGGCAGAAAAUUGCACAAUGUUAAACUUUCUCCACUAAGGUAGUAUGCAGUUCUAGUUUGCAUUCCUUGCUAUGAUUUAAGACAUGUAAUAUAAAGAUGUAAAAAGAAGAAAGAAAAACCAAAACUGUGCAGAAUCUAGAAGUUCUUUGUAAUCUUCAGCUUAUGCACAAUUCUGUUUAGUUUGAGUUUUUUUUUUUUUUAAGACAUUGUUUGAACUGUCCCAUCUUCACUGUUUCCCCUUUGGGGUUUUUAAAUAUAAAUUAUUAGUUUACAUUAGUUUUAUAUCUACGUUUUCCCACAAAUUUGUCUUGCCUUAUUAAAGUUCUGUAAAAUUUAGCUAAAGCAGUGACCCUCACUUAGAUUGAAAACUUUUCUCAGAUGGAUUGAUACUUGCAUUCAUCUUGUGUUUUAUACGAGAAGGUGCCUCAAGACUUCCCAGUUGUAUCUGUUUUAAUGGAUUUUUAUCUUCUGUCAUAAACUUUGCUAUGUACCAGGAGACAUAAAAACAAAAACUUGUUACUAAAGAGAACCUCUAACAUGUAAUAAGUUUUUAUGAAUUGAUGUUGAUUUUAUUUGUCACAUUCUGAAUUUACAUGUAUUAUUUCCUUAUGUAAAAUGUUUUAGCAGUUUAUUAUUUUGCACAGUUAGUGAACUUUCCAAUGUCAUUUCCUUCUUAAAGGCAUCAUGCAGAAUUGACAGGAGAUUUGUGAGGUUUAAGUUGUUUGCAUGUGAAUAUAAAAUACAUAACUUUGAUAGCCUUUAAAUACAAAGUCAUCUGUUCUUUUUAAAGAAUAUUGAGACACAAAGUUAUAUGUAAAAGAAUAUAUUAAUUUGCUGUUUUCUAGUUAUGUUUACUCAAAAAGAACAAGUCAAAUUGAUUUUAAUGUGUACAAAUGAUAGCUGUGAAACUGUAGAAUAUUCUUAUGUCAGGCUCGGGGUUCAUUGUGAGCUCUAAAAUUAGCCUGAAGGACCAGCCAGACAAAGCAUUUUUUUAAAUGUUCAGAGGCCAAAAGAUUUUUUUAAAUCUUUAAAUCCUACCUCUUUAAACAGCCUUCAAAGUGGAAAAUCCUCAGUGCAAUCAUUAGUUUGAUUAUUUUGGUAGCUGUUUUCCUGGAGUUCCCAAUUUUAUUAUUUUGGGGUGACUCCAAGCAUUAAGAGGUUUUUAAUCUUUGAUGGCAUUUGUUAAAGUUUUGGAUUUUCAAAUACAUUUCAGAAUCUCUUAGAAGAGUGGGAUUUUGUUUUUGCUUUCAGUGAAGGUUACAAACUUAAGUUCUUCCUUAGCUCACAAAGAGAAAGGAUCCCCAGUAUAUAUAUUUGGAUAGUUGGUUGCUUUUAAGACCUCAGAGAGCUCCUAGCAUUUUAUUUAGGAAAUGAAAAGACCUGGCUUCAUCUUCUAGGUAGGAGCAAAAGACUCUAAGCUGGCUCUAAGCCAAUAAAGACUGUUGUAAACCAGAGCCCAGGAAAGACAGCUCAUAAGUGUUAAAUUCUCUGGAGCUCAAUUCUAUGCAGUUGUACUGAUGUUUCAUUUUUAAGUGUUGAUACAUUAAAAGUUGCUUUAUGGAAGAUGAGUACGUUUUUUUAAGUACUUGGAAAUUUUAUUUCCAUGUUAACAUCUACAGAUCAGGGCAUGCAGCCAACAGCAGCUUAAAUGAAAUAAAGUAUCAGGAAGCUAUUUUUAGAUUCUUUUGACUUAUGAUUCUCUCUUAGGACCCUCAUUGUUGUUUCAUUCAAAACCAUUUUACAUCCUAUACCAUCUGUGAAUUGCAGGGUAUUUUAUUUGGGCAUAAAUAAUUUAAUCCAAGCAAAAGUGUAGUUUUUCUGUCAUUUUGACUAAAGUAAUAUUUUUUAUUAGCCAGUAUAUUUUCUUAUUGCACAGAUCUUUAAAUGUAUGUUGACUACCUUUUGAAAAGAAGGUGGUAGUACAAAUAAUGAAAAGGUUACUACUGAACAAAUGAACAUUUCAGGAACAUUACUAACUUGGGUUUAAAUGUUAUUGUUAAAUCAUUUAAAGAUCUUGCAGUCUACAAAUACUGGUCUUUAUCAGGUAAGGAAAUAAAAACAAUUUUUUAAUGGUUUCAUCCUCUACAACAUGCAUUCAGAUUUUAUUUUAAAAUACAUCUGGUACUGUAAAGAACCCAAAGUGAUACACACUUAAUGCACCAUUGACCCAGUAUUCUUUCUUUGCCCUGACUAUUUGAAUAUUAAAGUUCCUUUAUGUUUUCUAUAA